CGAAAGGCCAAUAGGAUGGAAGUGGACGAGCAGAGGGUGCCGGAGGAUGAGCAGGACAAAGACUUCCCGCAGCUCCUGCCGCUCGUCACACCAGGUUACGAUCUUCCUCUCUGUGUGUGUUGGAUGAAUAGAUCUACGUUUGUGCAUGUGUGUACCGUAUGUGCAGGCGAGCGCAUCGGCCACGUGAGUGCGUACAGGGCCGGUGCGGGUGUGUAUGAGAGGCGGGGCCACCUGUACGCCAGCAAGGUCGGGGAGAAACUCAUCGAACAAGACGACAGCAACCAGGUGCAGGCAGACAGACCCAUCGAUAGGCGCUUAAACCAGUCUCUCGUGUGAUGCGUUUCUGUGUGUGGGGGAUGGUUGGUGCAUGCAGCUGCCUGUUGUGUCAGUGGAGACUGCAGGACUGUCGGGCAGCCCUUCGGUGCCAUUCACUGGGGCGACGGUACUCGCACAGGUGAGCAAAUACACCUGCACACACGACACACAAGGAGAGAGAGAGAGAGAGAGAGAGAGAGAGAGAUGGGUGUCUGCGUUCUUUCUCGUGUGUGUGUGUGUGUGUGUGUGUGUGCCACUCUGUGUGUUUAGGUGACUCGGAUAUCCCCUCGUCGUGUGGACUGCAUCAUCCUGUCUGUGGAGGGCCGGCCCAUCAGGGACACUUCCAACCCUUACAAAGGCAUCAUUAGGUCAGGCAGACAGACAGGCGGACAGGCAGGCAGGCAGGCAGGCAGACAAUGAGGGUACUCGGCCUCACACGUGUGUGUGGAUGUGCGUGUGUAGGUUGCAGGACGUCCGGCCAUUCGAGAUCGACCAGAUUGAUAUGCUCGAGUGCUUCAGGCCCACAGACAUCGUCAAAGCGAAAGUGGUACAAACACAUUCACCCAGAAGACUUUCAUGGCGUCCCCACGCACAGUACACCAUUGCAGGUGUCAUUGGGUGACAGCCGGUCCUUCCAUCUGUCGACUGCCGAGCAGGACCUCGGUGUCGUCUUCGCGAAGAGCACAUCAGGUGAUGACUGAGCCCAACCAUCAGGUCUGUGUGGGUAUGUCCGUGUGUGUGUCUGUGUGGGUUGUAGGUCAUCCACUGGUGGCUCUGAAAUGGAAUGAGAUGGAGUGCUCAAAGACAAAAGAGAGGGAGCCACGGUCAGUCACUCAGUCAGCCAGAAAGACGCGUAGGUAUGGAUGUGUGUGUGUCUGUCCGUGUGUGCAGGAAAGUGGCCAAGCCAUCCGACUGAGUGCGCCUUGCCGUGCAGUGUGUGUA
Molecule: messenger RNA, 1257 nt
Organism: Vitrella brassicaformis
Lineage: Eukaryota; Vitrellaceae
Source: the annotation of a GenBank genome assembly